This is a messenger RNA of Nasonia vitripennis (jewel wasp), 4690 nucleotides long. It is a transcript of the gene per, whose product is annotated as period circadian protein. Gene Ontology annotation, molecular function: transcription cis-regulatory region binding; transcription corepressor binding. Gene Ontology annotation, cellular component: nucleus; cytoplasm. NCBI's taxonomy places the organism in Eukaryota, Metazoa, Arthropoda, Insecta, Hymenoptera, Pteromalidae. Gene Ontology annotation, biological process: circadian regulation of gene expression; entrainment of circadian clock by photoperiod; negative regulation of transcription by RNA polymerase II. The record is from RefSeq and is a predicted model, not a curated record. Bases 1408 to 4347 code for a protein of 979 amino acids. The transcript has 14 exons.
UUUACUCCGUAUACUUUCAUAAUCUUUUCCCAUAUCCUUAAAGACCUUAUUUUCGUAACACUCGUGUCCGAAAUGCUCUCGAAAUAGACAGACUGUUCAUGACAAUUCGUCAUUACUAUAUUCAUGGGCAAUUCUAUUUAUAAAUUUCUAUUUAUUAUGCGAUGCUGAUGCGUAUUGUAAACGUCGCGAUAACCAAGGUAUAUAGAAUUACGAAAAUAAGUUAUUAGCUGCUCGUUAUUUCACAUUUUGCGCACGUGUCUUUGACAAGUAGUUUUCAAUGUACCUAUAGUAUAGGCGCCUAAAUGAGAUCUCGCGUAAGAAGCAACUUAAAACGUCGGCAGACGCGGUUCACGAUCCGACGACGGCUGUAUUAAUAAUUUAAUAUGUACAACGCAGCGAAGCGAAAAAUCGAUGCGCGAACUUUACUUUUAAUAACAGUGCCGCAGUAUCGCGAUAAUACAAAAAUGGCAUCAGUGGACUCAUGAUAUAAUUAUGUACGCGCGGGGCGGGCUGCGACUGAUCCAGUUUACGCAAUUAGAGCUUAUCGUGCUUUAAAUUUACGUAAAGUAUUUUAUAUAAUUCUUUCACAUCGGUCCGCGACACGCAACGGAUGCCCAUCGCUAACGAACUCAAAGCACUGGUGAAAGAUGGGAAGGAUUAUUGCGUAGUGGCUUAAUAAUGCGGGAAUAUUUCGCAUUGUUAAUCCUUUUGUCAAAUGGAUACCUAUAUUUCGUUCACCAAGAUGCACUGUACACUUCACCAAGAUCGUUCACCAAGAAAGUUCACCACUUCUUAUUAUUCCGCAAAUGAUAUAAAACGAGCGCGAAUUAGGGGUCUGUUUUGUCGGCGAUAAUUGACCAUUACAUAGAAUGGCUAUUUUGAGCACGUCGCAUAAGCCAAAGAAUUCGUUGUCAGUGUGUACAGGAUCGUAUUAUAUGGGCAUUCGAUCAGUUGCAGCUACAUCAGCGGUUAGCAAGGACAAUAAGCAUGUAAUAUCGUCUGCGUAUAUAAUGUCAGUGAUAGGACUAACGUAAGCUGGUGCAGAAAACAAUGAGAAAGGCAAAAUGUGUUAUAUGAAAAGCAAAAAGGUUCCUACUAAUUGUGACACACGCACACGCACACACACACACACACACAUGCACACACAAAUCACACAAUCCUCUUUCAAUGAAUUGUAAACGACUUCACUGUGGACUAGUCUCCUGGAACGUAGGCUGUAACAAGUAUUUUUGUUGGUGAACCCAAGAAGUAGCCGUUGUAGAAUUGGUGGAUGCGACGGAUCCAAGAGUCCACAACGACAACAACAGCAAUCUGCUGCCCAGUUCUGAAGCGGGACUUGCUUCAAAAACUUGUCCAAUCGACGAAUUCAGCUCGCAAUCCACCGAGGAAUAUUACGCGGCCAUAUCCAUGCAUGACGGCCUUGUGCUGCAUGCCACGCCUUCAUUACACGCAUCUCUAGGCUACCCCAAAGACUCGUGGACCGGACAAUUAUUCAUCGACUUUCUUGAUCCUAAGGAUAAACACGUAUUCAUUGAAAGAAUAGCGAGCGAAAUCACGCUCUCUCGGGAAAUUUGUCAAUCAGGUGCGAAUGGUCGAAAGGCGAGCAUCUUCUGCCGUUUGCGCAGGUUCAACGCUACCUCAUGUGCAUCGGGCAACAAUGACAGCGGCAAAGGAGAUACCAUCAACCAUAGCCAAGAACAGAGCAACAGGUGUGAGCAGUACGCGCCUUAUCGAAUAAGAGUGGUCGUGCAGAAUUUCAACCGAAACAAUGAUGGCUUGCCCCAGAGUCAAGUGAUGAUUCUCGUCGCCUUCUUCCAACCCAUACGGUCGGCUUACAAAGUACCAGAAGAAACUAUAAUACCUACGGUGUUUACGACACGCCAUAACGCAGCCUGCCGACUGUCCUACGUCGAUCCCGAUGUUGUACAGUACUUGGGCUAUCUGCCGCAGGAUAUGAUUGAUCGUUCGCUAUUUGACUUCUACCACCCAGAAGAUUUACCGCUUAUCAAAGACAUCUACAAGACUGUGAUCAAUCUGGACAGCUCAUCCUACAGAUCCAAGCCGUACAGGUACAUUGUGCAGAACGGCUGCUACGUCGUCCUCGAGACCGAUUGGUCCUCCUUCGUCAAUCCCUGGUCGAAAAAUCUCGAGUUUAUCGUAGGCUACCAUCGAGUUCUCAAGGGACCAGCUGAUCCCGAUGUCUUUCGCUCCUGCCCGAGCGAUCGCGAGAACGGCAUCCUCGCCAACAUCAGGAAGGAGGUGCUCCAGGAAGCCAAGAUCAUUGAGAAGGAGAUUCUAGCUCUCCUCAGCCAGGAUCCUCAGAGGAAGCGCUCGUACCAAGUCACCGACAGCGAGCUGCUGUCCAAGAAAAAAGAACUCCACACCUUCGUGAAGAAUAUUCUUCAGGAGAUCAAGAGCCCGGCCCCCGUCAAGGACCAUGUGGUUGUGGACGACAGGAGCUUUUCGGGAUCACGUAAUCCCGUGUUACAGGAGCACGGCAGCGUCAUGCUGGGCGAGGUAUCGCCGCACCACGAGUACUUCGACAGCAAAUCGUCGACGGAAACGCCGCCGAGUUACAACCAGCUCAACUACAAUGACAACAUUCAGCGUUUCUUCAACAGCAAUAUAGGCGCCAGCGUCGAUAACAGGCCCUACGUCAGUGACCCGGAGAACCUACAGUCCAGCGCUAACAGCAGUGACGAGCAUGGCAAAAAAAAUUCAUCUGGUCCAGAGCUUCAGUUCACCUCGUCGAGCGGCAGUGGCAACAGUGGUAGCGCCGAGAAUUUGAGCAGUGAGCUGAAUAACCAGUGUAGCUCGGGUAGCCGCGGAGAUACGUCUAACACAACGAGCAACUCCACGGGUGAAGCUUGCGGCAACAGCAGCAUCAACGCCAACAGCAACAAUAACGUUGCCGGCGGCGAAGCCAGAUUCAAGACGCCGAUUCUCACAGAGACGUUGCUGAAUCUCCACAACGGAAUCAUGGAAAAGCUACUGGUGCAGAAGCACCUGGAGCAGAAGAAAGGGGCUAAGCGGAUCAAAAUCGAGCAGAAGGCUAACAAAGAAAGCAAGGAGCAUCAGCAGCAACCGACUGCUGUCGUUAGAUGUGAGAGAGGAGAAAAUAAACAGACGAGGUUGAAGCGCAGUGGCAGCCCGAUCUGGGAGGAUGGCGAUAAUUUUAAGAUUUCGAAACACGAUGGCCCUGCAAAAACGCAGCAGAACACUGGUACCAACCAGACACCAACCAGUGCCAACUUUCCAGCCCCAACCAGCAUGGAAACUUCGACGAACACGAACAAUGCCAACUUACAGUGGCCUCCGCUCUCCGUACCCAUGCCUUCAGCUACGACUCUUUUACAUCAGUAUUUUGCUAAUCCAAACGCUCGUUUUCAAGAAAGAUUGCCAAUGUUCCCGCAAAUGUUACCAGUCUACUGCUUACCGGUGUUGCGGCCACAGGAAAAUCCAUCUCUGGCAACUGCUCCACAAGAGCACCCAGGACCCCCGAACGCCCUAAGCCCGUACUGUUACGUACCGAUAACUGAUAUGGCGACGACGAUGUCGAACAUAAUCUACCCGCCGAUAAUCAGAGCGCCUGCCCUGACCACUAUGAUGUACCAACCGUUCAUCGUGCCAGAAACUUCUGUGAAAGUCAACGCUCAUCAACCUGUGGGUCCACCUGAACCGCCGACGCCGCAGACUGCAACGACUGACACCCAUAAUAAUUUUAAUCCGAAAUGCCCAGCCCGUCGUCCGACUAGUGUUAAGGCUGAACCUGGAAGUAUCAUGGCUUUGUCUGAGUCCUCGAAGAAGACGUUGUUGACAACUGGAAUCGUAUCAUCAUGCAUGAGUAACGAAGGUGACUGCUCUUGCAGUUGCAUCAACAAGAGUUGCGACAGUUGUUGUAACACAGAUCGACGCUACACUGCCUCAUCUUCCGAGUCACAAGUGUCGUUAAAUGAAAGUAUUAACCAACCAAAACAGACGUGUCACAAAAGCAAAGAAAGCAGAGUCAGUCAGAUGCGCAAAGUUUUUGAUAUGGUGCGCAAGGAACCACCCUGGAACGUGGGCGCCAAACUCACUCCAGAACUAAUCUACAAGUAUCAGAAAAAAUCCGAAUCCCUAGACGAGAUUCUCAAAGCCGAUCUCGACUUCCUCAGGCGUUCGAAGCAGCCCAACCUCGUCAACGAACAAUUGGGCCAGCUCUUUCACGAUCUCGAAAUCCAGGGCCUCGGCUCGAAGCUUUUGCUUGACGAUGCCGGUACGAAUAGUGCCAGUGACAACAGUAGCGACGACUCUGAAAGAGCGCUGCACUCGAUUCUGACUUCCGAAAUAAUCGUGGAGCACUCUUAAUCGACUUCAGGAGUAUUCUCCAAAAGUAACCAACCCGCGGGCCUUACAAACAUCUCUCUUCUCUGUGCUUUCAGUCCAAGAAGAAUGGGUGCAUGGUGAUCCGUGGACAAUUACCGACCAUAUUACCGAUUAUGUGACAAAAUAAUCUGAUCUACUACGCAAGCUGGUUUCCGUGAUCAAGUUCACUUAACAGAUACCGUUUCGUACUUCAGACUGGCUGAUCAAAUAUACUCAUCUCCUCGAACAGUUUAUAUGCUCUAACGUUUUUUCACUCGAAUUUCGAUUGACAAUCAUUGGCCGGGUUCCAAACGAACGAAUAAACGAGAAGAUUUUUAUCUUUGAA